This is a messenger RNA of Macaca mulatta (Rhesus monkey), 4630 nucleotides long. RefSeq names its product phospholipase B domain containing 2 (gene PLBD2). Gene Ontology annotation, cellular component: extracellular region. NCBI's taxonomy places the organism in Eukaryota, Metazoa, Chordata, Mammalia, Primates, Cercopithecidae. The record is from RefSeq and is a predicted model, not a curated record. Gene Ontology annotation, molecular function: glycerophospholipase activity. Gene Ontology annotation, biological process: phospholipid catabolic process.
UGACCCGGGCUGCGGCGCGCGGCAUUGAGCCGUCAUGGUGGGUCAGAUGUACUGCUCCUCCGGCAGCCCCCUGGCCCGGGCCCUGACGCGGGCGCUGGCGCUGGCCCUGGUGCUGGCCCUGCUGGUAGGGCUGUUCCUGAGCGGCCUGGCGGGGGCGAUCCCGGCGCCGGGGGGCCGCUGGGCGCACGAUGGGCCGGUCACUCCAGCCUCCCGCAGCCGCUCGGUGCUACUGGACGCCGCAACGGGCCAGCUGCUUCUGGUGGACGGCCGCCACCCUGACGCCGUGGCCUGGGCCAACCUCACCAAUUCCAUCCACGAGACCGGGUGGGCCUUUCUGGAGCUGGGCACGAGUGGCGGAUACAAUGACAGCUUGCAGGCCUAUGCAGCCGGCGUGGUGGAGGCUGCUGUGUCGGAGGAGCUCAUCUACAUGCACUGGAUGAACACGGUGGUGAAUUACUGCGGCCCCUUUGAGUAUGAAGUUGGCUACUGUGAGAGGCUGAAGAGCUUCCUGGAGGCCAACCUGGAGUGGAUGCAGGAAGAGAUGGAGUCAAAUCCAGACUCAGCUUACUGGCACCAGGUGCGGCUGACCCUCCUGCAGCUGAAAGGCCUGGAGGACAGCUACGAAGGCCGUGUGAGCUUCCCAGCUGGGAAGUUCACCAUCAAACCCUUGGGGUUCCUCCUGCUACAGCUCUCUGGGGACCUGGAAGACCUGGAGCUGGCCCUGAACAAGACCAAGAUCAAACCUUCUCUGGGCUCCGGCUCCUGCUCUGCACUCAUCAAGCUGCUCCCUGGCCAGAGUGACCUCCUGGUUGCCCACAAUACCUGGAACAACUACCAGCACAUGCUGCGUGUCAUCAAGAAGUACUGGCUCCAGUUCCGGGAAGGCCCCCAGGGGGACUCCCCGCUGGUUCCCGGCAACAAGCUGGUCUUCUCCUCCUACCCCGGCACCAUCUUCUCCUGCGACGACUUCUACAUCCUGGGCAGCGGGCUGGUAACACUGGAGACCACCAUUGGCAACAAGAACCCAGCCCUGUGGAAGUACGUGCGGCCCAGGGGCUGUGUGCUGGAGUGGGUACGCAACAUUGUGGCCAACCGCCUGGCCUCGGAUGGGGCCACCUGGGCAGACAUCUUCAAGAGGUUCAACAGCGGCACGUAUAACAACCAGUGGAUGAUUGUGGACUACAAGGCGUUCAUCCCGGGUGGGCCCAGCCCCGGGAGCCGGGUGCUCACCAUCCUGGAGCAGAUCCCCGGCAUGGUGGUGGUGGCCGACAAGACCUCGGAACUCUACCAGAAGACCUACUGGGCCAGCUACAACAUACCGUCCUUCGAGACUGUGUUCAAUGCCAGUGGGCUGCAGGCCCUCGUGGCCCAGUAUGGGGACUGGUUUUCUUAUGACGGGAGCCCCCGGGCCCAGAUCUUCCGGCGGAACCAGUCCCUGGUACAAGACAUGGACUCCAUGGUCAGGCUGAUGAGGUACAAUGACUUCCUCCAUGACCCCCUGUCACUGUGCAAAGCCUGUGACCCACAGCCCAAUGGGGAGAAUGCUAUCUCUGCCCGCUCUGACCUCAACCCGGCCAAUGGCUCCUACCCUUUCCAGGCCCUGCGUCAGCGCUCCCAUGGGGGCAUCGAUGUGAAGGUGACCAGCACGUCGCUGGCCAGGAUCCUGGGCCUGCUGGCGGCCAGCGGUCCCACGUGGGACCAGGUGCCCCCGUUCCAGUGGAGUACUUCGCCCUUCAGCGGCCUGCUGCAUAUGGGCCAGCCAGACCUCUGGAAGUUCGCGCCUGUCAAGGUUUCGUGGGACUGAGGCUCUGUCCCUGCUCUGCUGCUUUCGCCCCUGCUGACCCUCGGCAGGGCCACCCCGUCCCAAGGCCACCGGACCUCCAACCCCAGCCCCUUCUGGGGGCUUUGUUCUCUGAUCUGGGGUCUGAAUUAUCUCCUCCUAGGGUGGGGCACGAACCUGAUGGGGCUCAGAACUGACUCCCUCUCUCCCCCGAGGUGGGUGGGCACCACGGUGUCUCCUCUGCCCCCGCCCUGCAUCUCCCACUCUCUGUUUCUCUCUGUUUCCUGCUGCUGCUCUCUCGAUCUCAUUCCCACCCCUGGGGCCCCUUCCUCGUGCUUCUCCUUCCUGAGGGCUUGGGAAGGUCCUGGGGUCAGACUCUGGGGCUCCCAUGGGGUGGGAGGAGCCUGUUACAGCACCCUUCUCCCAGCUGCAUUCCCACGGGUGGCCCUGGAGCUGGUGAGUUUUGUCUGGGCAUUGUCUCCGGCUGGCGUUGCUCCUCCCAGCUCUGGCCCCUCUGCUCCCUCAGGAAGCAGUCCCUUCGUCUCCCUUUCUGGACAGCUUCCUUGAGGACAGAAACUUGAAAACAAACACAAACCAAAGUUUCUGGCCAUCUGUGGCUGGAGGGUUCUGAAUGUCCUCUCUCCAUGUCAGGCAGAGGGUCAGCCCCCAUGCUUCUGCCUCAGGCCCCCACCCCACCCCAGGCCUGUCCCUCACCUCAGGGCCAUGCCCACAGCGCCCUGAUGGAGGAACCAGACUGCAGGCUGUGCCACCAUUAAACAAGAGUGGCUCUGGCCCCAUGCUGUGCUUCUUGGGGUGGCAGGGAAGCCGGGGUCAGCGCCUUUUUUCCUCUCAGGUUUGCGUUCUGUGCCAUCAUCCCCCAUGCAGCCUCCUGUACAGCCCUCUGUCUGUCCUUCUGUCCAUUCACUCAUCUGCCAACAUACUCACCCGUCAUCCAUCUGCACAGCCUCCCACCCACCCAUCCAUCUUCCAUCCAUCCACCCACCUACCUAUCCAUUUAUCAUCCAUCCACCCCGCCAUCCACCCACCCAUCCAACCAUCCAAUCAUCCAGCCAACCAUUCAGCCAUCUCUAUCUGUCCAUUUUCUUUCUUUUCUUCCUUUCCUUUCCUUUUCUUUUUCCUUUUUCCUCAUUUCUUUCCUUUCCUUUCCCUUCCUUUUCUUUUCUUUUCUUUUUUCUUUUCUUUCUUAGGGAGUUUCACUCUGUUGCCCAGGCUGGAGUGCAAUGGUGCAAUCUCUGCUCACUGCAACUUCUGCUUCCCGGGUUCAAGUGAUUCUCCUGCCUUAGCUUCCCGAGUAGCUGGGGUUACAGGCAUGAGCCACCAUGCCUGGCUAAUUUUGUAUUUUUAGUAGAGACGGGGUUUCACCAUGUUGGUCAGGCUGGUCUUGAAUUCCUGACCUCAGGUGAUCCGCCCAUCUUGGCCUCCCAAAGUGCUGGGAUUACAGGUGUGAGCCCCCGUGCCUGGCCUCAUCUGUCCAUUUUCCAUCCACUUACCCACCCACCCAUUUAUUCAUCCAGCCAUUCACUCAUCCAUCCACCAAUGAGAUCAGACAGGGAGGGAGGUUUUUAUGUAUUGAUCUGUACACCACAGCAUGGCUUACGAAGUUCUUACCUAUCUAUUAUCCAUCCACCCACCCAUUUAUCUACCCACCCAUUCAUCCACCCGCCCAUCUAACUACCUAUCCAUCCAUCCACCCACCCACCAACCCAUCCAUCCAUCUACCCACCCAGUCAUCUACCCACUCACCUAUCCACCCAUCCACCUACCUAUUUGUCACCCAUCCACCCAUCCAUCCAUCCAAUCACCCAUCCAACCAUCCAUCCAACCAUUUUCAUCUGUUCAUUUUCCAGCCAUCUACCCGUUCACCCAUUCACUCCUCCUUCCACCUACCUAUCCAUUUAUCACCUAUCUACCUAUCCAUCCACCCACUCACCCAUCUAUCCAUCCUUCUAACCAUUUAUCCACCUAUCUAACCAUUUCCAUCUGUUCAUUUUCCAUCCAUCUACCCACACAUUCACUCAUCCAUCUACCUACCUAUCCAUUUAUCAUCCAUCUACACACUCACCCAUCCAUCCAUCCUUCCGACCAUUUAUCCACCCAUCCAACCAUUUCCAUCUGUUCAUUUUCCAUCCAUCUACCCAUCCACCCAUUCACUCAUCUAUCCACCUAUCCAUUUAUCACCUAUAUACCCAUCCAUCCACUCACUCAUCCAUCCAUCCAUCCAUCCAUUCAUCUACCCACCCACCCAUCCAUCCACCCACCUAUUCAUUUAUCACCCAUUCAUCCACACCCAUUCAUUCAUAUCCAUCCAUCCAUUCAUUCAUCCAGAUGUUUAUGGAGCACCUAUGUUCUGGGUCCUAUUUGGGAGCCUUGUUAACCACCAAGACCUUCCUAAGCCAUAUUGUGGUGUACAGACUGAUACAAAAAGAGGCUCUCUCCCUGUCUGAUCUCAUGCAGCCUGCCUUGGAGACAAGACUCUCCCAGUGUUGUGUGCUUGGAGAGAGGAAAGCACACAGCCCUGGAGUCAGAGACCUGGGUUUGAAUUCUGUCUCCACCUCUUACUAGCUAGCUAUGGACUCAACCUCUCUGAGCCUCGAUUACCUCAUCUGUGAAAUGGGGUAAUGGUGUGAGCAGCGUUUCCCUGGGGGAUGUGAUGCAGCCCAUACGGGGCCUCAUGCAGUCAGCAUCUCUUCAUUAGCAAACACUUAUUGAACCCCUAGUACAUGCCAGGCACUGUUAUGAGGUCCAGGGGAUACUUUAUAACAAAAGGGACCAAAGCGUCCCUGCUCUUGUGAAGUUUACAUUGGGGAGAUAGUAAAAAAAAAAAAAAAA